Podarcis raffonei (Aeolian wall lizard) is the source of this 5892-nucleotide messenger RNA. It is a transcript of the gene DDX60, whose product is annotated as DExD/H-box helicase 60. The transcript has 39 exons. The record is from RefSeq and is a predicted model, not a curated record. Lineage: Eukaryota; Metazoa; Chordata; Lepidosauria; Squamata; Lacertidae. Gene Ontology annotation, molecular function: double-stranded RNA binding; ATP binding; single-stranded RNA binding. Gene Ontology annotation, biological process: defense response to virus. Gene Ontology annotation, cellular component: cytoplasm. The coding region runs from base 223 to 5556 and encodes 1777 amino acids.
AGGAACAGCUGACGCUUUCCUGGUUGGACAGCGCCGCUGACUUCGCGAUGCUUAAACGGAACUCGCCGCGUCCCCGAGCGCGCAUCUUCCAGACCAGGCGCGCGUCGCGGAGGAGAGAAGAGGCGCGCGCUCAUCUCCUUUUCUCCGGCGCAGAAAAGAAGUGUAUGGAAGAAUAAUGGGCCAGAUGUAAAACACCAAGUUUCCAAAGCUGGACCGAUUCAUAUGUCAAAACCCAUACCCACCAUGGCUUCUGAAGCAAGUUCAGUAGGAGAUGAAACCUCUCUUUCCACGUUCAGCCAACCCAAACAAGCAUCCUUGGUGAAAGUUCCCAGUGAACUAUGUUUGUAUGAUUUCCAAAAUCCAGUGCUACAGAGAUGCAUGGAACAAAUUACUUGUUUACUUAUGGAUGAAAUACCAAAAGCUGAAUAUGUCAGCUUGUUGAAUGACUAUGUAGAGUCAGAGUUUUUUCUGAUUGAUGGUGAUUCAUUAUUCAUCACUUGUGCAAGAGAACUAACAUUGCAGCGUGGACAAAACUUGCACUUUUUCUACCUAGUUGAGCGCUUUCUCCUGGAUUUAACAAGCAAAGGAGCAAAAUAUUUCAUUGUUUUCUUCAAGGAUGUAGAACAUAUGUAUUUCAGAAAUCCUGAUUUCCUUUCUUUGCGUAAUGCAUUGAUCAUUCAUCUGAGAAAGAACACUGAAAUUCCUAUACAUACUGAAUUUUCGAACUGCUUAGAGAGUAGUUGGCAGCAAUUUCUGCAAGACAACUAUCCGUAUUUCUUAAUAGUCGCUGAUGAAGGGUUGGAUCAACUGCACACCAAUUUCCUCCAUGUAUUUAUUUUGCAUACUUUGUCAAAGAGAGUCAACAUUGUGCUUACUUCAGGCCAAGAAUCAGAUGCAAUCAGAGUUUAUGGAUACCACAUCAAUAGUCUGUUCAAAUAUCAGGCACAUUUUAAACAGCAUGAAAAGAACCUUGAACGUUACUGUCAAUCACUGGUUAAGUACUGGAAGGAAUCUGGUACAAAAGUAUGUGGUUUUCUUUGUGGAUGUGGAUGUCGAAGUCUGGAUGCUUUGGCAGGAAAGGCUUAUAGAAAAUUUGCCCAAUUCCAGAAGGAAACAAAAGAUCUUCGGUAUGUUGUCUGCAUCAUCACCUGCUCACUAGUCCUGGAAACACACAUGCAAGUACUAGAAAGACCAACUAGCUCUGCAAAAGGGAAUGAGAAGAAGAAGAAGAAGAGUUUGGAUGAGAAAACAGUGUUAACCCUGGAAGAUGUUGGAGACCUUCUACGGAUGUAUUGCCUCAGUGUGGUAUUCCUACAUCAUUUGCCCCUUUCUCAACGAUCGCGGGUGAGAUUCAUCAAUGCCUGCUGGAAUGAGGAAACUUUGAGAUUUAUGCAACAGUAUAAACUUUGUGAAUUUCAUGUUCUUCAAUGCCUUGCAACUCAGGCCUUGAAGAACGUGGAUUUUUCUACACUGCCUGAUUUAAGUGAUGAUCUCCUGUUGAAGAACAUUGCAUUUUAUUAUGGACUGGAAAAAGGCCCAGGGUUUGAUUUGGAUACAGGAGCAAAAAUGAAUAGGGACUAUGAACUUUUGUGGAAACAUAUCACAGAACUCUCUGGAACAUGUGAUUUUGGAGCACCUUUUCCUCUACGAAGAACUUCUACAACAUUUAUUGAGGAAAAAUGUUUAUCUGGAAAAGACAAGGAAUCGAAGAGGAUGUUUCCUAAACCUGGACUUAUACCAGUGAUGAAUACCAUAGUGGAUGAAUUUGCUGGGAAUAUUUUAACUGAACUGCCAUUUUUAAAAACUGAUGAUCCUGUUAUUACCUCGCUUAAAAAACAAAAAGAAUUCGAUGAACUCCUGCACUGGCAUUCCGGAAAGCCACUCAGUGAUGAUUAUGACAGGACAAGUGAAGGAUUUUGGGGAGAAAAGAAAGACCGACGGGCCUUACGACAGAAUCAAAAACUGCAAACCUUUCAACGAUUUUAUGGGGAAUCCCUAGAAGGCACAAUUUCGAAGAAAAUUGCUCCUCAGCCAGAUUCUCCAAAGAAGGCUUCUUCUUAUGCUACAAAAAGCAAGAAAGUCCAAAAGACAAAAGCAGAAAUUAUUAUUGAGGAGAACCAGAAAAGGAAAAGAGCAGAAGAAGAGAGAAAAGAAGAGCAUCGCUGGAGAGCCCUUUCAGUGACUAUUGAAAACAACAUUAAAGAAAAUAUGGCCUCUGGAAUUAAGAAUCUAGAAGUCUUUCUGGGAAAAUGUCAAAGUGCAUCUGUGAAAUGUAGUGCUGAAAUGGCAGCACUAAAUGUUUGCUUUGGUUUGUGGACAGAACAUUGCAAAGCAGCAGGUGAAACUGAGAAAAAAUUUAAUAUAGCAGCUGAAGUGAUGAGAAGAAUCCACUCACUGAUUGAAAAUUAUGACCAUAAGGAUUUAUUGAAUGAGACAGAUUUCCACCAGAUUGCAAAAUGCCUCUGGUACUUUGGAUUUGACAACUUGGCAACUUCUUUAAAAUAUAUCAAGGUAUCUGAACAAGAGAGAAAGGAACUUAAGCAAAAGCAUGCAAAAUAUGCUGUUGGCAUGGGGUCCUCUCGGUUUCAGCUACAGUACAUGGGCCACUAUCUUAUGCGAGAAGAAAGAAAAGAUCCUGAUCCCAGAGUGCAACACUUCAUUCCAGAUUCAUGGCAGAGAGAACUUCUUGACAUUGUCGAUAAUAAUGAAUCUGCAGUAAUUGUUGCUCCGACAUCAUCAGGAAAAACAUAUGCCUCUUACUAUUGCAUGGAGAAAAUCUUGAGAGACAGUGAUGAAAGUGUGGUUGUGUAUGUUGCUCCUACAAAGGCUCUCGUUAAUCAAGUGUCUGCAACCAUUUUUAAUCGAUUUGAUAAAGCACUUCCAUCUGGUGUUGCCUUAUGUGGUGUUUUCACUCGAGAAUAUCGUCAUGAUGCCUUGAAUAGCCAGAUACUGGUAACAGUCCCUCAGUGUUUAGAAAUCCUUCUUCUGUCACCUCAUCGUCAAGAAUGGGCCAAGAAGAUACGAUACGUAAUAUUUGAUGAGGUCCAUUGUCUUGGAGGUGAAAUUGGAGCAGAAGUUUGGGAGCAUCUUCUGGUUAUGAUUCGAUGUCCAUUUUUGGCUCUCUCUGCAACCAUAAGCAACCCCAAACAUCUUGCUGAAUGGCUACAGUCAGUAAAAAGAUACUGGCAACAUACUGAAGCUGUAAUAGCACGGAAUUCUAACCAUUCCACUUCCGUUAAGAAAGGAGUUAAAGUGAAGCAGAGUGUCAGAACACAGAAAACAUCAUACAAAGUUAAGUUAGUGGUAUAUGAAGAGAGAUACAAUGAUUUAGAAAAGUAUGUAUGUUCCCUGAACAAUGAUGACUUCACUAUCCAUCACUAUCAUCCCUGUGCUGCAUUAACUGUGGAUCAUAUUGAGAAGUACGGCUUUCCCUUGGACCUUUCUCUUUCUCCCCGAGAAGCUGUCAUAUUGUAUGACAUUAUGGUAAAGGCAAGGACAGACUGGCCAAGGGCGAAUGAACUGGAUCCUGAGCAGUUUUUUAAGGACAAAAUGGUCAUCACAAAGGCUGAUUCAAGAACUUAUGAGAAACAGCUGAAAGAAGAACUAGAAAUGUGGAUUAAACAUGGUUUCAGUAAGGAGGCAAACAGAGUGCUGCAGCUGCUCAAACCUCAAUCUACUUUUUCUUCUGAAGCUGCGAUGAGAAAACACUUUCCUCAUUUUGUUGACAAGCUAAAACGGAUGGAUAAAUUGCCUGCACUAUUUUUCCUAUUCAAUAUUAAAGAAGUGGAACGUUUGGCUCACAAUGUCUGCGAAUUCUUAAAAGAGAAGCAAAGUAAAAAGCCCAUCCGAGCUUCUGGAAAAGAAGAAUGGCUAACAAAAAAAUGUAAAAAGAGAGAAAAAUAUUUAAUGGCGCAAAAUGACUGUGAUCGAUCACAGGGAAAUGUUGAAAAAUUGUUUGGUAAAUUAUCUGUACUUCUGUGUAGUGACACUAAACAAGUCCGUAACUAUGGCAAACAAUUAGUUUGGGAAGCUGAGCUUGAUAGCCUAAGGAAGCAACUGGAGAAGAUUUCUGAAACUCCUUCCGACUGUACCUAUGCAAAUGAACAUGCUGUUGAUGAUGAGACUUUGAUCAAGAUAUUUGAUCGAUUAAGAUACUCGAGAAAGAAAAUAGAACUGCAAGGCUUGGCACUAAGAGGCAUUGGGUAUCAUCAUUCUGCUGUGGACGCCAAAGGGAAGCAAAUGGUGGAGAUGCUUUUCAGAAAGGGAUAUCUGCAGGUGGUGACAGCCACAGGAACCUUGGCUUUGGGAAUCAACAUGCCAUGUAAAUCUGUUGUUUUUGUACAGAAUUCUGUAUAUUUGGAUGCUCUGCACUAUAGGCAGAUGUCUGGACGUGCUGGGCGACGAGGUCAAGACUUUUUGGGUGAUGUCUUUUUCUAUGACAUUCCAUUGCCUAAAAUACAGAAGCUCAUUAAAUCUAAUGUUCCUGAACUUCGAGGACAGUUUCCUUUGAGUAUUUCUCUGAUACUGAGACUCCUGCUGUUGGCUUCAAAAGCAGAUGAUAAAGUGGAUGCGGAAGCCAAGGUCCUGUCGAUACUGAAGCAUUCACUUCUAGCCUUCAAACAACCAAGGGCCCUCAAGAUGUUAAAGUUGUAUUUUUUGUUUUCAUUACAGUUUCUUGUGAAGGAGGGAUAUGUGGAUCGGAAAGGCAAUACUACAGGAUUUGCUGGACUUGUGACUCAUUUGCAUUAUCAUGAACCUUCCAAUAUUGUACUAGUUGAUUUUCUUGUGAAAGGCUUAUUCCAUAAGCUGUGUCAACGAAGCAAGGAAGGACCAGAUGCUUUCUCUCAGGAUGUGAUGGAAAAGCUAGUGCUAGUAUUGGCACAUCUUUUUGGAAGAAGGCGGAUACCAGCUGCUGUUCUUAAUUCUAGAAGGACAUUUUACCAGUCAAAGGUGUUUCUUGAGGAUCUCCCUGAAGAUUUUGCUGCUGCUUUGCAUGAGUACAACUCCAAAAUAAAAGAGAAUUUUGGACAGUUUCUGCAGAUAGUUUCCACCAUGGCUGAUAUGCAGCAAGAAUAUAAACUUCCACUUUCAGAACUUGAUUUUUCAAGUAAAAAACCAUCUGACUCACCGCUUGCAUCUCACUUAAUGAGCUGCGAUGAAGGAAGGACAGCAGUUUCACCGUUUGUGUGCCUGUCAGGAAAUACAGAAUUUGAUUUGCUGCACAAAGGCUCUGUCAACAAUGUUAUACUGCGCACAAUAGGCAUUAAUGGUGCAAACAUUCCAGUCCUCUAUUCAAAGAUAUGUGAUAAUCAGGGAAGAAUGAUGCCACUUAAUGCAUAUGUGCUCGACUUCUAUAAACAUGGAUCUCUGACAGCAAUGGCACAGGAUAACAGUAUACAUGAAGGAGAAGCCUAUGCUUUGUUGAGAGACUUUGGCCUUGUUCUUCGAGUUAUCAGUGUCUCUUUGCGUGAACUUUGCGACAAAGAGGAUGAUAACGUCGUGUGCGCCUUUGAACAAUUAAGUCAGAACUACUGGUCGAAACUGGAUGUGGUGUAACUGGAAUAAUGCCUGCACCAAAAAUAUGGUGCUUUGUAAGAAGGGAUAACAGUUCACAGUUGUAUCAAGUAGACACCAGUGAUUGGUUGAAUGGAUAUGUAGUAUCUGUUUGAUUAGGGGUGCUGCCUUAAUGCGAAUAUUUAAUUUUAAAGAUUUUAGAAGGAUCUGGUAUGCAAGAGGGAGCAGCAACAAAAUGUGGCUGCGGAGAGUACUCCUGUUCAGGGUCCCAGCCAGCCAUGCCUUCUUUAUGGGCACUACACACCUUUCUCCCUUGCCUUCUGUCUCUCCCUCACACCCCUCUACAAUUAUCUUCAGUGGCCUACAGCCACUUACCAA